ACAAAAGCAGGAGGAUGGAGUGAGUGAAAUAAAUCCACACUUCUUAUAUCUCACAGCCACUUUUUUGUAAUUUGGCAGGAAGAGGGGUUUUUGGAUCACUGCGCCACAUUACAUGAAAUCGUGUCCUAGUUCAUGUUAGUAGUAGAAACCAGCAGCCUAUCUCUUUUUUUUUUACGCACACCCUACUCCAGUGAAGGCAGCAGCAGUUCAGAUCAGAUUUCACAUUCAGCUCCGACCAGCUGAGAGAGAGAGAGCCAGAGAGCAGGAGGUCCGUUUCUCCGCUUUCCCACCUCCGAUUCCCCCUCUCUGUUUGGCCAGCAGCGCCAGUAAAAAAAAAAAAAAAAAAGCCCCUGCGAGGAAGAACCGGGUGCGCGGCGCAAAUAUUAAAGCACCGCCGGGAUUUUUUCCCCUCCUUUUUUUUCUUUUAUGUAUUUUUGCAGGAUUUCAGCAGCGAGAGCGCCACAGAGAAUUAGAUAGAGGGAAGAAGAGAUGGACGAGCAGCCGAGGUUGAUGCACUCUCACACGGGGGUAGGCAUGGCAGGGCACCCCGGCCUGCCGCAGCAUAUGCAGGAAGGCACCGGAGGAACGGACGGCGACGGAAGAAAACAGGACAUUGGAGACAUUUUACAGCAAAUUAUGACCAUCACAGAUCAAAGUCUGGACGAAGCCCAAGCCAGGAAACACGCUCUGAACUGUCACAGAAUGAAGCCAGCUCUUUUCAAUGUCUUGUGUGAAAUCAAAGAAAAAACGGUGCUGAGUAUCCGCGGCGCCCAGGAGGAGGAGCCCCCGGAUCCCCAGCUCAUGCGGUUGGAUAACAUGCUGCUGGCAGAGGGCGUAUCCGGUCCAGAGAAAGGUGGAGGUUCGGCGGCGGCGGCGGCUGCAGCGGCGGCCUCGGGAGGAGCGGGGGCGGACAACUCUGCAGAGCACUCCGACUACAGGGCCAAGCUGACCCAGAUCAGACAGAUCUACCACACGGAGCUCGAGAAGUACGAACAGGCGUGUAACGAGUUCACCACCCAUGUGAUGAACCUGUUGCGAGAGCAGUCACGCACACGGCCGAUUUCGCCCAAAGAGAUUGAGCGCAUGGUGAGCAUCAUCCACCGCAAGUUCAGCUCCAUCCAGAUGCAGCUCAAGCAGAGCACCUGCGAGGCCGUCAUGAUCCUGCGCUCACGCUUCCUCGAUGCCAGACGGAAAAGGCGAAACUUCAAUAAGCAGGCAACAGAGAUCCUGAACGAGUAUUUCUACUCACACCUCAGUAACCCUUAUCCGAGUGAGGAAGCUAAAGAAGAGCUGGCAAAGAAGUGUGCCAUCACAGUUGCCCAGGUUUCCAACUGGUUUGGGAAUAAAAGAAUCAGAUACAAGAAAAACAUUGGUAAGUUCCAAGAAGAAGCCAACAUGUACGCUGCGAGAACUGCCGUGAAUGCGGCUAAUGCAUCCUCACAUGGAAGCCAAGCAAAUUCACCCUCAACUCCAAACUCUGCAGGUUCUGGUGGCUCUUUUAACAUGUCAAACUCCGGGGACUUGUUCAUGAGCGUGCAGUCUCUCAAUGGGGACUCGUACCAGGGGGCUCAGGUGGGAGCCAACGUGCAGUCACAGGUGGAUACCCUUCGCCAUGUUAUCAGUCAGACAGGCGGGUACAGUGAAGGACUCACAGCCAACCAGAUGUACAGUCCGCAGGGCAUCAAUGCAAACGGUGGCUGGCAGGAUGCUCCGACCCCCUCAUCAGUGACUUCACCCACAGAAGGACCCGGAAGCGUUCACUCUGACACAUCCAACUGAUCCUCCCCUACCCCCCUCCGUCCUCUCUGCUCUCCAACUUCCUCCAACGCUGCACCCUCAUAUCUCCAAAAACUUAACCCUUUUGACCCCAUCAGGACUUGAUGUGACGUACUGUACAGUAUGGAGUCACACUGGGGGACACACAGUUGGGGUCUGGGAUGACGUCAUCACCAUUACAGACAAAAAAUAUUUCACUCUGGACCACCGCGGCACCGUUAGCAGCCUACGUAGGGGACUCAUAUUCACACUUCACAGUUUGUACAGUUUCCACUUGAUGUCCAUGUUGCCUCUUUGUAUUUCUCUUACAUCAUAUAUACCACAGUAGGCACACAGUUAGCAGCAUAUUGCCCCACGUCUUGUAAAUUGAAAAGCUUUCACACUACCUCUAUUCGAAAUAACAACAGAGCAAACAACAUUUCAAAUGCUUCGGUUUUACAAAUUUUUAUAAUUAUAUGAAUUUUACUGUACACCACCCCUGUCAUUUACAGUAUGCCUGUCUUUAUUACUGUGCUCACAGAUUUUUCUUUUUGUUUAUCUAUAGUGCCAAAGUUCAGCCCUGGAGGUGAAUUUUGAUAACAUUUUUAUGUCGUGUCCUUACAUUUUUCAUGCCAUACUUCGUGAGGUAUUAUUAUGUUAGUCCAGUCUUGUUAAUCAGUUAAUAUCCAGUAUCCAGCCUCAAUUUAUAUAGUUUGUACUCAGAACUUCUACAACAGACAGUGACAUAUAAGGCAUUUUAUAUUUUAUUGCCAGAGUAGUAUGUUUUCUGCUCAUAUGCAGUAGAAUAAUGCAGAGAAUUUACCAUUUUUUAAGUGAGCAAUUGACAAAUUGAGUGUAACAUACAAAGGGAUGAGGUUAGAUCAUUUUUCUCUUCUCAAGGUAAUGUUGGUUGCAUCCACAAUAUUCAAAGAAGGCUGAAAAAUUGACCUGAAACACUAAAUCAAUGACAACAUUAGCGGCAAUUAUGGCACGUCGAUAUGUAUUAAAGCACAAUAACACCUAAUGAUUGAAGUCAAAGGGUAACAUUUGUAAAUGUCGAAGAGAAAACCAUACAGAGGAAAUGUAAGAUUUAACUAUAGUAGUCAUAUAUGGAAGAAAGAGUGUACAUACAGUACAUUGUCAGUCGUCGUCAGCGUGUAUCAGUGAGAUCAAUAUAGCCAAAUACUGCUGGUAACCAAAUCCAAAACAAAAAAAUUGCAAUCCUGAUUUCAAGGCACCACUUUGUUGGGAUUUAACACAUUGCAUGUCUUUUCUCUGAAUUCACAUUCACUUCUCUUGUAUGGAAUUAUAUUCGUGUCACAAUCCUGAGAGAUGAGACAUUGUGAGCUUAGAACAGAUUUUUGUUUGCUCAAAUUUAAUUAUUCUUUGUGCGGUAAUAAUUUCACAACAAUAUAUAAUUUAUGCAGGUGCGUCUUAAAUUGUCCCAUCACCUGCUCAGAAUUGAGGCACUUAUAUAACUCCAUAUGCAUUCAAUGCUGAAAAAACAUGAGGUUACUUAUCCCGUAACCCCUGUUCUCUGAUAACAUGAGUGAGGAUGUUUGAAAAACAUCGACAGUGUUCAUAUUUUCAGUAUCCAAGGGUCCCUUCACUUUUUAUUUUGUUUUAAAAUGACACCGCGAACACAACAUACAUCUACUACAAACCAAUCCAAAAUGUGAAACUAGAUUUGUGACCUUUGUUGUAUGUACAGUAUAUUAUGUGGUCUAACAUGUAUACAUGAUUACAAUAGUCCUCACGAGAUAUCAGCAUUUACAUACUUUGAUACCAAAAAAAUGGCAGAAUUUUUAUCCUCUACAUUGGGAUCAGCUUUAUCAACCUUUUUGUUUUUCCUCUUUUCGUAGGAUUUUAUUAUCUACGGUACUAGUGAGCAUCUCACAGAGCUCUAGUACUCUGUAUUCAAAGCCAAAAAAAAUGCAGUUGGAAUACAGUCGUGUUUAUAUGAAUCAAAAUGGAAACAAAUACCCCGAUGGCACACAAAUCCAGAUGAUGUUUGGAUAUAUUUUUAUGCCUCCAUUUUGUGAAUAAUUCAUCUUUUUUUGUUUUCAUUCAAUAUUAUUUUGCUUCGCUACAGGACUAUGUUUCUUUUUUUUAUGCUACCAUUAUAUGUGAAUUAGCCCAAGAAUGCUCUAUAUACAGUAUGUAGAUAUGCACUUUUACUUCUUUUGCAUCUUUCAAUUUGGCCAGUAGCCAUUUUAACGCAGCCUGAUGGAGUUCAAAAUGGAUUUAUGGUGAAAUCCUUCAUAUUUUAUACUAUUACCAACCGACACAAGCCUGCCUCCAAGAUGGCUACUGUCCAAGUGAAGGUGACGUGAAAAGUUAGUGUUAACAUUGCCCUCUGGCAUUGUCUUUAGCUUAACUUAACCCUUAAAAAACAAGAGAACAGAAUCCAACCCCGAGAUCCCAACAAAUAACAAAAUAGUUCAUCACAGCCUGGAAACCACUGGUGUUUUUGAACAGUUGUCAGUGUGUUUGUAUUUAUCACACAUGUAUGGAAUUAUGGAUGUUUGGAGCCACAAUGUGGAGGUCAACCCCGGUGUGAUUACACCAGACAAACUCAUCUGGAUCAUUCAGAACGGCUCCUCCUCGUCUCACCUGCUCAGUAUUGCAGUCGAGGGGCCGAGCGCCAUUGAAGUGAUACACAGAACCUGCCUCAGUCGUGUCUUCUGAAGUCAUUGGAGUGAAUUGACAGCACCGGCCAUGCAAGGCAAACACAAGGAUUGUUUUUGCACCCCUCAAAAAGAAAGGCUUAACUCUACUUUUCACAUUGCCUGUCAAAUAUUAUCGAAGCUUCAUGUAAUGAUGCUUUUAGUUUUUGAAUAUAAAAGGAAAAGAGACAUGAAAAGAAAAUGAACAAUUUGUAAAACAUAAAAUGUUUUAUUUGUUGCAUGUCUUUUUGUUCUUCAAUAAAAUAACGUACUGCA
This is a messenger RNA of Thunnus maccoyii (southern bluefin tuna), 4697 nucleotides long. Its product is annotated as pre-B-cell leukemia transcription factor 1. Gene Ontology annotation, molecular function: DNA-binding transcription factor activity, RNA polymerase II-specific; RNA polymerase II cis-regulatory region sequence-specific DNA binding. Gene Ontology annotation, cellular component: nucleus. The coding region runs from base 490 to 1779 and encodes 429 amino acids. Gene Ontology annotation, biological process: regulation of transcription by RNA polymerase II; embryonic organ development; animal organ morphogenesis. NCBI's taxonomy places the organism in Eukaryota, Metazoa, Chordata, Actinopteri, Scombriformes, Scombridae. The record is from RefSeq and is a predicted model, not a curated record. The transcript has 9 exons.